GAGAUCAAGGAAGACCUCAUGUUAAAACCAUGGCAUUCAGUUGAUGAUGACAUUGAAGAUAAGUUUGAUACAGCAAAACAGACUUGGUUGGAUGACAAUGUGUCCCAAAAGAGUUUACUUGAGUGUGUGGAGGAAGAGCUGUCACAGAGAGGCCAUCGGAGUAGUUUAUAUUUAGAGGAUGGUCUGACAUCUUGUGAAAA
Messenger RNA from Candidula unifasciata, 200 nucleotides. NCBI's taxonomy places the organism in Eukaryota, Metazoa, Mollusca, Gastropoda, Stylommatophora, Geomitridae. The record is from the annotation of a GenBank genome assembly.